AUGGAUGCUGAAAUAUGUAAGAACUUUCUUUUAGUAAGGGAGAAUUUCCACGAUCAAUUGGACAGUGACGAAAAGUAUACAUUUAAAGACGAACAUUUCAAAGAUUAUUGUGCUAGUGGUUGUAAUAAUGAUUUCGAAAAAAUUAAUGCUGGGUGCUUAUAUUUUUUUGAUGCAUUCUUUAAGGAUUCUUCUUUGUUUAAGCAGGUUGCAAAAAAUAACAUCAAUAUUGUUGAUUACAUUAUAAUAUGGUUAAGUUAUAUGUUAAGCCUAAUGAAAAGUGAAUUAAACCAAAGUCUAGGUUUUUUUUAUAAAACAUAUAUGAAGGGUGGUAAUAAGUAUACAAAUACUAUAGCUGAUAUUAGUGAAUAUAAUAGUUAUAUAGAACUUAUAAGUAAAAACCACAAUUUGGAAAAUGUGAAUAUGAAUAAAAAUAUUAUAUCUAAAUUUUAUGGUGCAUUUAAAUUAUUAUGUGAAAUUUAUAUUGAAUUUGAUGAAAACACGUCAAAUUGCACAAAAUGUUCGGGAAAAGCUGAUCAAUUUGUUGAAAAAUAUAAAGAACUUAAUGGAGAUUCUAGUAUUACUACAAAUAGUUCAUAUAGUAAAGUAUUGUGUACUUUAUCAAGUGAUUAUGAUAAUUUAAAAAAUAAAUGUAAAAGUUUUACAUCCCUUCCAGAGAUAACAACAAAAUGUUCUGCACAAAUGUCUGUAGUUACAGCAUCAAGUUCGUCGAUAACAAACAAAUUAUUACUAGUUUUAUCGAUAUUUGGUGCAAUAGGAAUUUUUUUAGGAAUUUCUUAUAAGUAUUCAUUAUUUGGAUUUCGGAAACGAGUUCAAAAACAAUAUUUAAGAGAAAAGCUAAAAAAUGUAAAGAAGAGAAUGAAUCAUUAA
Messenger RNA from Plasmodium yoelii, 888 nucleotides. Its product is annotated as PIR protein. The record is from RefSeq and is a predicted model, not a curated record. NCBI's taxonomy places the organism in Eukaryota, Apicomplexa, Aconoidasida, Haemosporida, Plasmodiidae. The transcript has 3 exons. The coding region runs from base 1 to 888 and encodes 295 amino acids.